UAUUAUAUUCCUUUCUUUUGUCGUGACUCGUGAAUACUUUCCUCCAUCAUUCAACGAGCUAAGUUUCUAGCUUGGUCGCGGAUCUCGCUCUCCUCGUCUCUCUGUCCCUGCCUCAUGUCGGAUAGUUGUAACGGUUCCGGAAUUUCCGGUAACACGUCGGGAAGAAACCUCGGCGGGAUACGGGAAGUGGAAGCGAUGCUAGUUGGGGUAGAUCUCGUCUCAGCUGCCAGGCGAAAUAUCGAGUUCUUGAGGAUUGUGGCUGAUACUCGGUGGCUUCAUGAGAAAGCGAGAGUUGUUGAAGCUAUAAGAAGGUACAAUGAGCUGUGGAUGCCGUUGGUUUCUGAUCUGACGGUGGUGGGGUCAACGCCUCCUUUGGUCCUUCCUCCUCUUGAUGUCGAGUGGGUUUGGUUUUGCCACACUUUGAACCCGGUGAGUUACAGGCAAUAUUGCGAGUUAAAGUUCUCAAAACUCAUUGGUAAACCGGCAAUUUUUAAUGAAGGGAACGAAGAGUAUGCAUUGAUGAGAUGCAAAGAAAUUUGGAGUCGUAAAUACCCAUCUGAGCCAUUCGAGAAUGAAACCGAUUUAGAUGUGCGAAUCCCAGCUGUCACAGACGAAGAGCUAUUGGCGGAAGUCACAAAACAUAGAUUCUUGUAUUCCAAGUUUUCAGAGGCAUAUAGGUCUGAAAUUGUGUACUUAAUUGCAGCAAGGCAUAGGUACAAGGGAUUUUUGCAUAUGGUGCAGAGAUUUUCUGAUGAGUGUUCUCGUUUCGUGCCUGCAUCAGACAUCCUACUAAUGUGGCUGACACAUCAGAGCUACCCAACACUAUACGCAGAGGACUUGAAGGAAAUGGAGGGUGAUAUGGGGAAGGUGGUGACUGUGUGGGAAAGUGUGAAGGAAAAAGAGGUAAAAGAGACAAAGAUGUUGUGGGAGACGGCAUUUGAUCAGCCAUAUGAAAAAGCUGGUGGAGAGAUAGCCUUGAAAUCGGAGAUAACUGCCUCAGUCAAAUCGCCAGUUCACUGGGAGGUGUCUGAUACAGAUGUUAACACCAAGUACAAGUCCAUGCUACCUAGGUUUUUACUUGAGGUCUGUUUGUUUGUAAAGCUUAACUUGGCCACGCAACAGAAUGUUAAAUGGGAAUUUCUUCGUCUUAGAAUGUUAAGAGGUCACAAGGAGUUGAAGCUUGAUAAAAGCAUAUCCAACUUCCACUAUGAUUCUUGGCAAAAGUCUUGGAAUCUCUGUUGUGAGUUUGGAACCAAGGGAGUCGUACUUGAGAUUUUUCGCCAAGGUGGCCACUGUUUUAAAGGAAGUAGCCUGCAAGGGACUGUUACAUUCCAUUGGAAUGAAUUAUUGAGAGCACCCUCUCAAACUUUGGAACGAGAAGUCUCUCAACAAGUUAGAAUUGUUGCUUCAAUUACUCCACCAGUUCAAGCACCAUACUUGUUGAAAUGUGUCCCUGACAGAGUCACAGAUGAUUCAGGUGCAAUGAUAUCCGACUUGAUUCUCAGAAUGAAUAGGUAUCGGCCUCAAGAAGGCCGUUGGUUGUCAAAAACUGUUCUUGAUCAUGCAAGAAGAGAGUGUUUUGUUGUGCGAAUGAGGGUUGGAGGAGGGUUUUGGAGAAGAGGAGGUGAAACUCCCUCACCUGUGAAAUGGGAGGAUAGGAUUAUAGAGAUACGUGAAGGUUCAUGGUCUUAUGUUGCUGGUUCCAUUGGUAGAGCUCCUGAGAAAGUGAUUGCAACGGCAACACCAAAAGAACCACCAGAACAAUGGAAAGCUGCAUGGAACUUUUCAACAGGAGAUGAACUAAUGAUUGGGUGGGAAUCAUCUACAUCUAUAUCAAGCCUGUGUUUCUACCUGGGAAAUCAAGCAUCUCCUGAAUCCUCAGUGAAGCUACUGAAAGGGCGAAAAAUGCAUUAUCAGGUGAAGAACAUCAAGUCAGAGAGCAAAGACGAAGAAAUCCAAAAUCAAAAUGAGGAAGACGAAGAUGGAGAGGAAGAUGAAGAGGAGGAAGGGUUUGUAACGAUUGUUAGGUUCACGGAGGAAAACCCAACUGGAAAAGCAACGGCUCUUUUAAAUUGGAAGCUAUUGGUGGCUGAAUUGUUGGCUGAAGAGGAUGCAGCAUUGGCCCUUCUUCUGUGUCUUUCGAUACUCAUAAGUGUAUCGAAGAUGAAAAAGGAAGAUCUGGGGUGCUUGUUAACCAGGAGAAGAUUAAAGGAGGCAAAGCUUGGAGCUAGAGAUUGGGGUUCUGUAACACUUCAUCCUUCUUCAUAUUCCUCCUCUAUUUCUUCACCUCAUCUUCAACCUUGGUACUGGAAUGCCAAGGCAGUACUGAUGGGAACAGAUGGAGCUGAUCUCAUCACAAGGCAACCAGCUCUGAAUUACUCACCUGUGGAAGGUAGUGAUGACUUGUACAAGCGAGGGAUUUUAAAAUGAGACGAUGAAUUUAUAUUUUGUUUGUGUCAGUAAUUUUUACAUUAAUGAAUAAAAUCCAUACAGAUUCUUGCAUUGAUUUGCAUGCAA
Carya illinoinensis is the source of this 2517-nucleotide messenger RNA. RefSeq names its product glycine-rich domain-containing protein 1. The transcript has 8 exons. The coding region runs from base 115 to 2430 and encodes 771 amino acids. NCBI's taxonomy places the organism in Eukaryota, Viridiplantae, Streptophyta, Magnoliopsida, Fagales, Juglandaceae. The record is from RefSeq and is a predicted model, not a curated record.